CCCACCGCCUAGCGUCCUUCCCCCUAUCCCCUCAGGCUCGGCUGCGCCGGGGGCCGUGGGCCGGUACCUGAGGUGGCUCAGGCGCCCUCAGCCCGCGGCGCCACCCGGGCCGCUCCUCCCCGCGCCCCCCGCGCCUCCGCCUCCGCCUCCCCCAGCUCUCCGCCUCCCUUCCCCCUCCCCGCCCAGCAGCGGCCGCCCGGGCCCCAGCUCUCGGUUAUAAGAUGGCGGCGCUGAGCGGUGGCGGUGGCGGCGGCGCGGAGCCGGGCCAGGCUCUGUUCAACGGGGACAUGGAGCCCGAGGCCGGCGCCGGCGCCGCGGCCUCUUCGGCUGCGGACCCUGCCAUUCCUGAGGAGGUGUGGAAUAUCAAACAAAUGAUUAAGUUGACACAGGAACAUAUAGAGGCCCUAUUGGACAAAUUUGGUGGGGAGCAUAAUCCACCAUCAAUAUAUCUAGAGGCAUAUGAAGAAUACACCAGCAAGCUAGAUGCACUCCAACAAAGAGAACAACAGUUAUUGGAAUCUCUGGGGAACGGAACUGAUUUUUCUGUUUCUAGCUCUGCAUCAAUGGACACCGUUACAUCUUCUUCCUCUUCUAGCCUUUCAGUGCUACCUUCAUCUCUUUCAGUUUUUCAAAAUCCCACAGAUGUGGCACGGAGCAACCCCAAGUCACCACAAAAACCUAUCGUUAGAGUAUUCCUGCCCAACAAACAGAGGACAGUGGUACCUGCAAGGUGUGGCGUUACAGUCCGAGACAGUCUAAAGAAAGCACUGAUGAUGAGAGGUCUAAUCCCAGAGUGCUGUGCUGUUUACAGAAUUCAGGAUGGAGAGAAGAAACCAAUUGGCUGGGACACUGAUAUUUCCUGGCUUACUGGAGAAGAAUUGCAUGUGGAAGUGUUGGAGAAUGUUCCACUUACAACACACAACUUUGUACGAAAAACAUUUUUCACCUUAGCAUUUUGUGACUUUUGUCGAAAGCUGCUUUUCCAGGGUUUCCGCUGUCAAACGUGUGGUUAUAAAUUUCACCAGCGUUGUAGUACAGAGGUUCCACUGAUGUGUGUUAAUUAUGACCAACUUGAUUUGCUGUUUGUCUCCAAGUUCUUUGAACACCACCCUAUACCACAGGAAGAGCCUUCCUUAGCAGAGACUGCUCUUACAUCUGGAUCAUCCCCUUCCGCACCCCCCUCAGACUCUAUUGGGCCCCAAAUUCUCACCAGUCCAUCUCCUUCAAAAUCCAUUCCAAUUCCACAGCCCUUCCGACCAGCAGAUGAAGAUCAUCGAAAUCAAUUUGGGCAACGAGACCGGUCCUCAUCAGCUCCCAAUGUGCAUAUAAACACAAUAGAACCUGUCAAUAUUGAUGACUUGAUUAGAGACCAAGGAUUUCGUGGUGAUGGAGCCCCUUUGAACCAGCUGAUGCGCUGUCUUCGGAAAUACCAAUCCCGGACUCCCAGUCCCCUCCUACAUUCUGUCCCCAGUGAAAUAGUGUUUGAUUUUGAGCCUGGCCCAGUGUUCAGAGGAUCAACCACAGGUUUGUCUGCCACACCUCCUGCCUCAUUACCUGGCUCACUCACUAACGUGAAAGCCUUACAGAAAUCUCCAGGACCUCAGCGAGAAAGGAAGUCAUCUUCAUCCUCCGAAGAUAGGAAUCGAAUGAAAACACUUGGUAGACGGGACUCAAGUGAUGAUUGGGAAAUUCCUGAUGGGCAGAUUACAGUGGGACAAAGAAUUGGAUCUGGAUCAUUUGGAACAGUCUACAAGGGAAAGUGGCAUGGUGAUGUGGCAGUCAAAAUGUUGAAUGUGACAGCACCCACACCUCAGCAGUUACAAGCCUUCAAAAAUGAAGUAGGAGUACUCAGGAAAACACGACACGUGAAUAUCCUUCUCUUCAUGGGCUAUUCCACAAAGCCACAGCUGGCUAUUGUUACCCAGUGGUGUGAAGGCUCCAGCUUGUAUCACCAUCUCCAUAUCAUUGAGACCAAAUUUGAGAUGAUCAAACUUAUAGAUAUUGCACGACAGACUGCACAGGGCAUGGAUUACUUACACGCCAAGUCAAUCAUCCACAGAGACCUCAAGAGUAAUAAUAUAUUUCUUCAUGAAGACCUCACAGUAAAAAUAGGUGAUUUUGGUCUAGCCACAGUGAAAUCUCGAUGGAGUGGGUCCCAUCAGUUUGAACAGUUGUCUGGAUCCAUUUUGUGGAUGGCACCAGAAGUCAUCAGAAUGCAAGAUAAAAAUCCAUACAGCUUUCAGUCAGAUGUAUACGCAUUUGGGAUUGUUCUGUAUGAAUUGAUGACUGGACAGUUACCUUAUUCAAACAUCAACAACAGGGACCAGAUAAUUUUUAUGGUGGGACGAGGAUACCUAUCUCCAGAUCUCAGUAAGGUACGGAGUAACUGUCCAAAAGCCAUGAAGAGAUUAAUGGCAGAGUGCCUCAAAAAGAAAAGAGAUGAGAGACCACUCUUUCCACAAAUUCUCGCCUCUAUUGAGCUGCUGGCCCGCUCAUUGCCAAAAAUUCACCGCAGUGCAUCAGAACCCUCCUUGAAUCGGGCUGGUUUCCAAACAGAGGAUUUUAGUCUAUAUGCUUGUGCUUCUCCAAAAACACCCAUCCAGGCAGGGGGAUAUGGAGAAUUUGCAGCCUUCAAGUAGCCACCAUCAUGGCAGCAUCUGCUCUUAUUUCUUAAGUCUUGUGUUUGUACAAUUUGUUAACAUCAAAACACAGUUCUGUUCCUCAAAUCUUUUUUUAAAGAUACAAAUUUCCAAUGCAUAAGCUGAUGUGGAACAGAAUGGAAUUUCCCAUCCAACUAAAGAGGAAAGAAUGUUUUAGGAACCAGAAUUCUCUGCUGCCAGUGUUUCUUCAGCAAAAAUACCACGAGCAUACAAGUCUGCCCAAUCCCAGGAAGAAAGAGGAGAGACCCUGAAUUCUGACCUUUUGAUGGUCAGGCAUGAUGGAAAGAAACUGCUGCUACAGCUUGGGAGAUUUGCUAUGAAAAGUCUGCCAGUCAACUUUGCCCUUCUAACCACCAGAUCAAUUUGUGGCUGAUCAUCUGAUGGGGCAAUUUCAAUCACCAAGCAUCGUUCUCUUUCCUGUUCUGGAUUGUUGUGGAACUCUUUCCCCUAGCGACCACCAGUUAAUUUCUGAGGGAUGGAACAAAAAUGCAGCUUGCCCUUUCUGUGUGGUGUGUGCGUGUUCAGGCCUUGACAAAUUUUAUCAAAAGGAAGCUAUUUUAUUUAAAUGGAGGCUGAGAAGUGAGAAGUAGAUGUGUCUUGGUAUGGAGGAAAAGGGCAUGCUGCAUCUUCUUCCUGACCUCCGGGGUCUCUGGCCUUUCAUUUCCUUGCCCACUGAGGGGUCUGCUUAACCAAACAGGCUAGAUAGUGCUGGCACAUACUGCCUUCUUUCUCAUUGGGUCCAGCAAUUAAGAUAAGUGUUUGAGGAUUUUUUUUCCUCUACAAUGUAGCAAAUUCUCAGGAAAUACAGUUUAUAUCUUCCUCCUGUGCUCUUCCAGCCACCAACUACUUAUGCGGCUACUUUGUUCAGGGCACAAAAUGCCAUGGCAGUGUCUAACUAAAAGCCUACAAAACUGCUUAAUAACAGUUUUGAAUGUGAGAAAUUUAGAUAAUUUAAGGUACAGGUUUUAAUUUCUGAGUUGCUUUUAUAUUUUUAUUAAAAAGAAAAUAAUUUUCAGAUUUAACUGAAUUGGAAUAAAAUAAUACUUCCCACUAGAAUUAUAUAUCCUGAAAAUUGUAUUUUUGUUAUAUAAACACCUUUUAAGAAAGAUCAUUAUCCUUUUCUCUACCUAAAUAUGGGGAGUCUUAGCAUAAUGACACAUAUUUAUAAUUUUUCAUUUAAUGGUACUUGCUGGAUCCACACUAACAUCUUUGCUAAUAAUAUUGUUUCUUCCAACUUAUUCGUAACACUACAUCCUACAUCUUCUUUCUAGUCUUUUAUCUAGAAUAUGCAACCUAAAAUAAAAAUGGUGGUGUCUCCA
Saimiri boliviensis boliviensis (Bolivian squirrel monkey) is the source of this 3979-nucleotide messenger RNA. RefSeq names its product B-Raf proto-oncogene, serine/threonine kinase (gene BRAF). The record is from RefSeq and is a predicted model, not a curated record. Gene Ontology annotation, biological process: MAPK cascade; protein phosphorylation. Gene Ontology annotation, molecular function: MAP kinase kinase kinase activity; ATP binding. Gene Ontology annotation, cellular component: mitochondrion; plasma membrane; cytosol. NCBI's taxonomy places the organism in Eukaryota, Metazoa, Chordata, Mammalia, Primates, Cebidae.